AUGUCUGCGAGAACCAUCAUCAUCGACCAUGGCUCUGCCUUUCUGAAGGCUGGCUUGUCGGGCUGGAAUGAGCCCCAGCUGGUCUUGCCCAGUGUUGUGAACUACAUCCCCUGCCGGGAGAACCCGGGCCCCAGCUACGCCCGGCGGCGUGUGAGUCUCGGCAUCGACAUCUGCCGACCCGACACCUUCAGCUAUCCCGUGCAACGGGGCCGCGUCAUCAACUGGGAGGGUGUGGAGCACAUCUGGUCAUUUAUCCUGGAGAAGCAUCGGCUGGAGCAUGGGGACUUCCCUGUGAUCGUUACAGAGAGCCCCCUGAAAGAGCCCACAGACCGUCAGAAGACCCUGGAGAUCAUGUUCGAGUUGCUGGAUGUGCCGUCCGUCCUCCUGGCCGACCAGCGGGAGAUGUCGCUGUACUCGUCCGGCCUGCUGACGGGCGUGGUGGUGGACUCGGGCUGUGGCCUGACCCGCGUGCAGCCCUUCCACCUCGGCCGCCCGCUGUGGCCCGGGGAGAAGACGCUGGAGUUCGCGGGCCAGGACCUCUCAGCCUAUCUCUUCAAGAGCCUCUUCAAGGAAGAUUACAAUCGCCACAACCUCUUCCAGCUGGACACUGUGGCCAGCACCCAGAUGAAUAAGUGCUACGUGCCGCAGAAUCUGGGGGAGGAGCUGGACUUCUAUCAGAGCCUGCCAGACGGCGCCGACAGGAGCAACAGCUACCAGCUCCCAGAUGGCACCCCCGUGGAGCUGACCGCCAUGCAGCGGCUGGCCCCCGAGAUGUUCUUCAGCCCCCAGGUGUUCAACCUGCAGGGGCCCAGCCUCCCCCAGGCCGUCGUGGAGUCCAUCGAGGCCUGCGAGCCCAGCCUGUGCCCGCUGCUCACCUCCCACGUGGUGCCCUGUGGGGGAAACACCCUCUACCCUGGCUUCACCACGCGUCUCUACCAGCUGGUGGCCAGCCACUUCUCCCCCACCAGGGCCUCCGUGUUUGCGGGUUCCAACAGGCACUUUAGCGUUUGGCUGGGAGCGUCCGUCGUGGCCCAUCUGUCGACGUACAAGUCCGAGUGGGUGACCAAGGCAGAGUACAAUGAGCGCCUCAGGCUGUGA
Molecule: messenger RNA, 1098 nt
Organism: Dama dama (fallow deer)
Lineage: Eukaryota; Metazoa; Chordata; Mammalia; Artiodactyla; Cervidae
Gene: ACTL8
Product: actin like 8
Exons: 2
Coding region: 1-1098 (365 amino acids)
Biological process (GO): skeletal muscle thin filament assembly
Cellular component (GO): stress fiber; actin filament; striated muscle thin filament
Source: RefSeq, a predicted model, not a curated record